Messenger RNA from Dioszegia hungarica, 1119 nucleotides. RefSeq lists its product as uncharacterized. Gene Ontology annotation, molecular function: protein binding. The record is from RefSeq and is a predicted model, not a curated record. The transcript is spliced from 7 exons. Lineage: Eukaryota; Fungi; Basidiomycota; Tremellomycetes; Tremellales; Bulleribasidiaceae. The coding region runs from base 1 to 1119 and encodes 372 amino acids.
AUGGAGCCCACACAUCAAGACGCUGGCGAAGCGCGAAAGGCGGCUCAAUCGGUCGAGGAGGACACGACGAUGACUGAGCCCGACACCCAGCCGGAAGCCAAGUCUGAUCAGCCCGGAGAGCAGACCACCUCGCCGCCCGACAUCGUCGUCACAGAAGCGGCAUCCACUUCGGGAGAUGUCAAGGCGGAGGAUGCUGUCUCUUCAUCUCUGACAGCUAGUGCUGCUUCUUCAGCGGCGACUGAGCCUACAGCGACAGCGGGAGCUGGCCCGAGUUCGGCCAUGAGCUCGUCAGCUCCUGUCGUACGGGUCUUCAACCCUGCAGAAGCUACCUCUUCUGCUUCUACACCAUCGGACCUUGAUGACGCCUUCUUCACUCCGACCCUUUCAGACGCGCAGGCACACCACGCCAGUGUCGUCUCGCGCUCCAAGCGGCUGAAUGAGGCGCCGUUAUUGACAAGCAAGCAUCGGGAUGAGGAGAUGGCGGGGAGGGAGAGGAGGAAGGCUGAUAAAUGGCCCGAGACGACAAUACGUAUUAAAUUCUCAGAUGGGACGCAGGUCCAGAGCGUCUUUCCUUCUUCCAGCCCCAUCCAACCAGUCUACGCUUUCGUCCGGACCUGCCUCGACUCCUCAGCCUCCUCCAAGCCCUUCACACUAUGGCAACCACCCCGCUUCACCUACCCCGAACACCCCCCUCCGCCACUCCCCGGCCAAAAGCCCAAGCCCAAUCACACCAGCACCAAUCCCCACAAACGUCCCCUUCCCACCUCGUCCGCCGUCGUCACGUCGGCAAACUAUGGUCCGGUCCGGGGAGCGCCAAUGCCGGGCUUGAUGGGCGGUACGGGCGGGAAAGAGACAUUAGGGGAGCUGGGACUUGUGCCGCAGAGUGUGGUGAUGAUUAGAUGGGCGGAUGAUGAUAUGAACGUGACUGGAUAUCCCGCGCCGCUUUUGCCUGAACUUCGACAAAAGGCGGAACCAUUACCCACUCCAGGGGCGCACCUCGCCGAGCAGAAGAAGCCUGAGGCAGCGGCUGGAACGAAGCCGGGAGAAAAGGGGGAUCAGCCAAAGGAGAAGAAGAUACCAAAGUGGUUGCAGAAUGGUCUGCUCAAGAAGAAGAAGUAA